Messenger RNA from Bradysia coprophila, 2558 nucleotides. It is a transcript of the gene Rs1, whose product is annotated as Dead-box helicase Rs1. Lineage: Eukaryota; Metazoa; Arthropoda; Insecta; Diptera; Sciaridae. The record is from RefSeq and is a predicted model, not a curated record. Gene Ontology annotation, cellular component: cytosol. Gene Ontology annotation, molecular function: ATP binding; RNA helicase activity; nucleic acid binding.
GUCACCAAAUGUCAUAGAGAAUAAUGACACAUGUGCUCUUGUUUUUGUUUUCUUUUCUGACGGUGUGAGGAAACGAUAGAGAUUGUUUUUGAAAUCAUAUUGCACCUGUAACAUUGUUUCGGUUGCAUUUUGGAGAAUAUCAAAUUUGUUACGUUUGUCAUCAAUAGUUUAAACGAAAAAUGGAUUUAAUCAGAACAAUUGAAGAAGAUGCAGAAGUUCAGAACUAUUCGGAAGAUUCAGAUGCUGAAGUAGAUUAUCAGCCGACCAAAAUCCGGCGCAAGAAGAAGGAGGAGUUCAACAACAAUUUCGAAUUCGCUUCAUCCGUGUCCGAGUACAACAAAGACACAUGGGACGAUCUGAUGAAAUAUGUGAAACGGAAGGCUCGCACAAAGACCGACGACAAAAUUGCCGAAAUAAUCAAGAAUCGUAAGGGCAAAGACGAUGAUGAUGCAGAAGAAGUGAAUAGUAGCGAUGGUGAUGAUGACGAUGAUGAAAUCGAUCUGUCGGACGAUGAACUGAAGCAUGACGGACUCCGAUUGAAAGAAAAGAAGAAGAAAAAACUGAAGAAAGCAAAAGUGGAAGACGAAGUCGAUGAGAAUGACAAGGAAUUCUUCGAAGAAGCUACUGAUGGCGAUCAGGUGAAUUCAUUCUAUCAAAUGAAUCUGUCGCGUCCACUAAUGAGAGCCAUCGGAGUAUUGGGUUACAUUUAUCCGACACCGAUUCAAGCGACAACCAUACCAAUUGCCCUUCUUGGUAGAGACAUUUGUGGAUGCGCUGCUACAGGUACCGGAAAGACCGCAGCGUACAUGCUGCCAACGUUGGAGAGAUUACUUUACCGUCCGUUGAACAACAAAACCGUUACGCGAGUAUUGGUGCUUGUGCCGACCCGAGAAUUGGGCGCUCAAGUGUACCAAGUAACGAAACAGUUGAGCCAGUUCACUUCAGUGGAAACUGGAUUGGCCAUUGGUGGGCUGGAUCUGAAGGCACAGGAAACCAUUUUGCGACAGAACCCAGAUAUUGUAAUUGCGACACCGGGACGUUUGAUCGAUCAUAUCAAGAAUACGCCGAGUUUCACACUGGAUUCGAUUGAGGUGUUAAUUCUUGACGAAGCCGAUCGCAUGCUGGACGAAUACUUCGAACAACAAAUGAAAGAAAUCAUCAAGAGCUGCUCGGUGUCACGUCAAACAAUGCUUUUCUCAGCUACGAUGAGCGAACAGGUCAAAGACUUAGCGGCUGUGUCACUGAACAAACCGGUCAAAAUUUUCGUGAACACCAACCAGACCGUUGCGUUCAAUCUCCGCCAAGAAUUCAUUCGAAUCCGCGAGGAUAAGGAGGGUGAACGCGAACCAAUACUGGCUGCACUGGUUUGUCGCACAUUUCACGAUCACUGCAUGAUCUUUGUACAGACCAAACGGCAAGCGCAUCGGUUACACAUUCUGUUGGGACUUCUUGGUAUAAAGGCCGGUGAAUUGCACGGAAAUUUGACACAACAACAGCGGUUGGAGUCGCUGAAAUUGUUCAAAGAGGAACGGAUCGAUAUUUUGAUAGCGACUGACGUGGCAGCUCGUGGUUUGGAUAUUUCUGGUGUGAAGACCGUCAUCAACUUUGUCAUGCCAAUUACAACGGAACAUUACAUUCAUCGAGUGGGUAGAACUGCUCGUGCUGGUCGUGCUGGUAUAUCAGUGUCUUUGGCUGGGGAAAAGGAACGGAAAAUUGUGAAGGACGUCAUCAAAAAUGCCGAAAGUACGGUAAAGAAUCGUAUCAUUCCACCGGAGAUCAUCGACAAGUACAAGAAGAAACUGGCGAAUCUGGAGCCAGAAAUCCAAAAAAUUUUGGACGAAGAAUUUGCCGAACGACAAUUCGCCAAGCUGGAAAUGCAAAUCAACAAAACCGAAAACAGUUUAAAAGGUCUAACGCAACCGCAGCGUGAAUGGUUCCAGACAAUGAAACAGCGCAAAGAGGAAAAGGAAAGGCUUUCAGUGAAUCCGACCGAAACUACCAACAAAGGUAAGGACAAGAAAGAUAAGUCAACCGACGGCAAAGCGAGAAAACGCAGCAAAGGGGAUCACGAAUUCAACAAAAAGAAUACGAAGAAACGACGCGAAGAGAACAUGCAUCCGGAUAAGUUGGCCAAGGCUCGUGUGAUGCGAGAAAUCGAAAAAGUGUCGCUGGUUCGAGCCAAACUAAUGAAAUCGAAAAGUCGACCGGGAAAAUUGAAUGCCAUCCAGGAAGAUGACGAGGCGUCCAAGUCAAAGAUGACCAACAAGCGCCGGUCGAAAUUCAAUCUUGAUUUGACCGAUACGAGUAAUCGCAAGUCGAAGACAUUACGGUAUGAAGCAACCAGACACAAGACCAUGGCGAAAAUUCAGGCCAAAAAGAAGACCAGCACGGUGAAAAUCACCAACAAAGCGGGGAAAAACAAGUUCAACAAAGGGAAAAAUUUCGGUGGACCACGAAAAACUGCAACGAAAGAUAAAAAGAAGAAAUGAACAGCUAUGUGAAUGGGAAGUGCGACGGAUGGAGAUGAAAUAAAAAGUCAAUUUGUAUGCAAGAAGGAA